UUCACUUUUGAGACAUUAGUUUCCGAUCCUCAGCUUGUCUUCCCACGUUAGAAAUGUCUGUUUCUACACCUCUCCUUUGGUAAAUUGCCUUUGGUGGACCAUGUGUCCUCCUGGGGAAAGGAAGUACUGGGCUAGACCGGGGGUGACUGUGCUUUAGCAGUGUGCAGAGCUGGGGACAUAGCAAUAAGAGUCAUCGCUUUUAAUUUGAAACUCUUUAAAGUCAGAAGAGGAUGGCCCUUUAAAGAGUAGAAUUCUCAGAGCACCCCUGAUUAUUAAGGCUCAUGGAAUUCUACCCACAGGGGGCUAGCGGCAGAGGCCUGUGUGGUUGGACGGAUGCCAUUGACUAGGACAGAUGUUCCCAGGGAGCGUUCUGUCAAGUGUUUGAGCAGCCCGUUCUGUUUGAUAGGGGAGGGUGCACAAUGGCUUUUAAUGUCAUCCGAUGUUGUGAUUUCAUUCCUCCGUCCAACUGCCGUUCACAACUGCCCUUUCCAACUGCUCCAGAACUCUUGGCCCCGGCAUUCCGUGAUGUAAAUUAUUCCACGCAUGGCUCGAAAUGGGCGCGAAGCAGUGUUGCCAGGUGUCGGAUCACUAGUUUGUCAUGGAUGAUGAUGAUGACUCGUGUCUCCUUGAUCUUAUUGGAGACCCACAAGCAUUGAACUAUUUUCUCCAUGGACCUAGUAAUAAAUCUAGCCGCGAUGACUUGACUGCCGCGGGGUAUUCUGCAGCCAACUCAAACUCAAUUUUCGCCAACUCCAGUAAUGCUGAUCCUAAGUCAUCCCUCAAAGCUGUAAGCAACCAGCUUGGAGAAGGGCCCAGUGAUGGACUGCCACUUUCAAGUAGCCUUCAGUUUCUUGAAGAUGAACUUGAGUCUUCUCCUCUUCCCGAUCUCAGUGAGGACCAACCUUUCGACAUUCUUCAGAAAUCCCUGCAGGAGGCCAACAUCACCGAGCAGACCCUGGCAGAGGAGGCGUACUUGGACGCCAGCAUAGGUUCAAGCCAACAGUUUGCACAAGCCCAGCUUCACCCUUCUUCAUCAGCAUCCUUUACUCAGGCUUCGAAUGUUUCGAAUUACUCAGGUCAGACGCUGCAGCCUAUAGGGGUGACUCACGUGCCUGUUGGAGCCUCAUUUGCAAGCAAUACAGUGGGUGUGCAACAUGGCUUUAUGCAGCACGUGGGGAUCACUGUGCCCAGCCAGCACCUGUCGAAUAGCAGUCAGAUUAGCGGUUCUGGUCAGAUACAGCUAAUCGGGUCAUUUGGUAAUCAGCCCUCCAUGAUGACUAUCAAUAACCUAGACGGAUCUCAAAUCAUACUGAAGGGCAGCGGGCAGCAAGCCCCGUCAAACGUGAGUGGCGGACUCCUGGUUCACAGACAGACUCCCAAUGGCAACUCCUUGUUUGGGAACUCCAGUUCCAGUCCAGUAGCACAGCCUGUCACCGUUCCAUUUAACAGCACAAAUUUUCAGACGUCCCUGCCCGUGCAUAACAUCAUCAUACAGAGGGGUCUCGCACCAAAUUCAAAUAAAGUCCCGAUUAAUAUCCAGCCAAAGCCUAUCCAGAUGGGUCAGCAGAAUACGUACAACGUGAACAAUCUGGGACUACAGCAGCACCACGUGCAACAAGGGAUCUCUUUCGCCUCCGCCAGCUCACCCCAGGGCUCCGUCGUUGGUCCGCACAUGUCUGUGAACAUUGUAAACCAACAGAACACAAGAAAACCAGUCACCUCACAGGCCGUGAGCAGCGCCGGGGGCAGCAUCGUGAUUCACUCUCCCAUGGGCCAGCCUCACACACCCCAAAGUCAGUUCCUCAUACCCACAAGCCUUUCCGUCAGUUCCAACUCGGUUCACCACGUCCAGACCAUAAAUGGGCAACUGCUUCAGACUCAACCUUCUCCGCUCAUCCCUGGCCAAGUGGCCUCAGAGCAUGUCAUGUUGAACAGAAACUCUUCCAACAUGCUCAGGACCAACCAACCGUAUUCUGGACAGAUGCUGAACAACCAGAAUGCCGCCGUCCAGCUGGUGUCUGGGCACACGUUCGCCGCCUCGGGAAGCCCAGUGAUUGUCAAUCAUGCCUCUCCUCAGAUCGUUGGUGGCCAGAUGCCCUUGCAGCAGGCGUCACCGACCGUCUUACACCUGUCGCCUGGGCAGAGCAGCGUGUCCCAAGGGAGACCUGGCUUCACCACCAUGCCCUCGGUGACCAGCAUGUCGGGACCUAGCCGGUUCCCUGUCGUCAGCUCAUCCAGCACGGCCCAUCCAAGCCUCGGGUCUGCGGUUCAGUCGGGCGCAUCAGGAUCAAACUUUGCGGGGGAGCAGCUGACCCAGCCAAACAGGACUCCAGUCCCGGUCAGUGCGGCUCAUCGUCUUCCAGUUUCUUCUUCCAAAUCUACCAGCACCUUCAGUAACACCCCUGGCACAGGAACCCAGCAGCAGUUCUUCUGUCAGGCUCAGAAAAAAGGUUUGAAUCAGACUUCCCCCAUUUCCGCUUCCAAGACCACAGAUGGCCUGAGGCAAGCGCAGAUCCCUGGCCUCCUGAACACCGCUCUGCCAGGGCAGGAUUCUGGAAGCAAAGUUAUACCGGUGUCCUUAGGAACCGCUCAGCCCCAGCAGGAAAAGGUGGUUGGAUCGUCUCCUGGCCAGCCAGCUGUGCAGGUGGAGAGUCACGCAGGAGGACAGAAGCGGCCUGCUGCAAAGCAGCUAACUAAAGGAGCUUUCAUUCUCCAGCAGUUACAGAGGGACCAAGCCCACGCUGUGACACCUGAUAAAAGUCAGUUCCGAUCACUAAGUGAUGCGGUGCAGAGGCUGCUCUCCUACCACGUGUGCCAGGGCUCCAUGCCCACGGAGGAAGACUUGAAGAAAGUCGACAAUGAAUUUGAAACAGUUGCCACUCAGCUCCUAAAAAGGACCCAAGCUAUGCUUAACAAAUACAGAUGCCUGCUUCUAGAAGAUGCCAUGCGGAUCAAUCCCUCUGCUGAGAUGGUGAUGAUCGAUAGGAUGUUCAACCAAGAGGAAAGAGCUUCUCUGUCCCGAGACAAGCGUCUGGCACUUGUAGACCCUGAGGGUUUUCAGGCUGAUUUCUGUUGUUCCUUCCAACUUGAUAAAGCUGCUCAUGAGACGCAGUUUGGCCGGAGUGACCAGCACGGCAGUAAAACACCCAGCGCUCUACACCUGACAGCCAAGGCCCAAAGCCGAGACCGAGCCAAGCCAGGCACGGCAGAACCGACGAAUCAUGACCAAUUUCAUCUAGUGCCUAAUCACAUCGUGGUCUCCGCAGAAGGAAACGUUUCUAAAAAAACUGAAUGCCUCGGCAGAGCACUGAAAUUUGACAAAGUGGGCUUAGCACAGUACCGGGGUGCGUCCGAAGAGAAAAGCAGCCGGAGAGAGUCCACGAAGGCCAGUGAGUGCUCCCCCGGCCCCGAAGGGCACCGGAAAACCUCAUCCAGACCCGACCACGGUACUGAGAGCAAACUCUCGAGCAUCCUAGCAGAUUCUCACUUGGAGAUGACGUGUAACAAUUCCUUCCAGGACAAAACUCUGAGGAAUUCUCCAAAGAAUGAAGUUUUACACACAGACAUCAUGAAAGGGUCAAGCGAGCCCCAGGCAGACCUCCAGCUCACCAAGAGUUUAGAAACAACAUUUAAGAACAUCUUGGAACUCAAAAAGGCUGGGCGGCAGCCCCAGAGUGACCCCACGGUUAGCGGCUCCGUUGAGUUAGAUUUCCCCAACUUUUCUCCAAUGGCUUCGCAGGAAAACUGCCUGGAAAAGUUCAUCCCGGACCACAGUGAAGGCAUUGUAGAAACUGACUCCAUUUUAGAAGCGGCUGUAAAUAGUAUCCUAGAGUGUUAAUAGCAGCAGCCCCCUCCCCCCCCCCCCCCCGGACAAGUUACAUUCUUUCCUGGCAAAAGCGAACGGAAGUGUUCUCCUGUCUCCAGCCUGCUUGAUCUUUCAUCACAGGUUAUUCUUUCUGAUCUUCAGUCCCAUUCUUUGUUUAAGAGCAAUACUCGUGGUGGUUACAGGGAGAUCCUUUCGCGAAAUUAAUCCUUGUUUGAAAGCAGUCUGAUAGGCCCUACACAUUUCAAGUGUUAGGAAAGCGCUUAUAGGCAUUUUUGUAUGUGUGUUUGUUUACUUGUUUUAUUUAAAAAACAAAACAAAACACCUUAACUCACUGAGAUCAUAGUACACUUGCCCCUGGGUAAAAUUCUGACAAUCAUUAAGUCAUUUGAAAAGAACAGACUUAUUAAAGAAAAGCAAACAGGACCGAUAGAAGCUACUCUGUGAAAGAACAUCCCACCGCGUCUCCAAAUUUUGCUUUUUUGGGUUUGUUGUUGUUGUUGUUGUUGUUGUUGUCAUCGUCGUUGUUGGAGGGGAGACCGCUCGGUUGUCCCCCUGGGCCACCUCUGAGCAGGAAGUUGCCGCGGCUCCACCAGGGAUCCCACAGCCCGAGGAAGCAGCCAGUAGCACACAAGCAGGGCAUUCCCAGGGCGUCCUUGUGCUCCGUCCGGGGGCUUUUCCGAUGCUCCUUGGGCAAAUCCUCACACUUUGUGGCAUCCGCGUGUUGCGUCUCAUCUGGGGAACGCUCUGUUCUUAGUUGCAACAGUGUGACGAGAUCAUGUCACCAGGCUAAAAUAAAGGAAAAUGGAAACCAGUUAAGUGGCACAGUGUACAGGGGCGGCUGGGAGAGAGCCUUGAGGAAUAUAAUAUGUAUAUAUAUAUGUAAAAGCAUAUAUAUGUUAACUAUUGAGAAAAAAAAGCGUUUUGCAUUUUAUAAUUGGACCUAGUCAACGUAUGCCGUACAUUUUUGUUUGUUGCUGGGUUUCCUUUCAUUUAACCUCUCCGCACCCUCUCCCACAAACAGCCAAGCGUCCAAAGCACUUUCAUUUGAAAACUGUGUUGUAAUGUUUCAGUUUAAACUCUAAGGGGACUUUGGCCUUGUUUAUUCUUCUUGUCUGAGAACAGCAGUCACCUCCUCCCCAACUGCCCCGGCAGCAAUCAUUACCAAAACACCGACAAACCAAAGUAACCAGCAAGCCCCCCCGCUGAAAGAAAAGAGCUGAGACACGGGAUUCCCACCCGAGAGCCAAAGGACAUGCCCUGUCAUGGUCUGAGUGUGGCCCGUGUUCCUAUUAGUGAACAUGACUUAUUGCUUUAUUUAUUUAUAUUUCUUUUCAGGGAGCUUUCCCCGUUUCCCUUCCUUGCAUUUGUGCCCCAGCUCAUCCCAUCUCGGCUGUUACCUUCAUCCCCGGUGUCACUGUAACCAGCCGUUCUCUCCUGUCAUUGAGGAGAAGUGACAGAACGGUAUUUCAUAUGCACUCUCCCCGACGUGCGCGUGCAUGUCUCUGAGCUGUUCGGAUCCAGAGGUCAGUCUGGUGGCGGUGUGGACCCACCCAUCCUUCCUCCCGUGUGCACGCACACUCUAUCCUGUUGAUCUCUCUGGCUUUAGGGGUUGCACCCACUGGUCUCCUCUCUGACGCAUUGCCAGCACCUGUUUCUGGCUGUUGCCAGAAUGGAGGUGACCCCCACUGUCAUCAUGUUGGGCUCUUCUUUUCCAGAUUGGCCCGCGAUGGAAAGGAAGGCUUCUGAUUAUUGGAAACACGGCAACAGAAGACCCAUACUCUCUCCCUGCCCCUCUGUCCCCGCACUCAGAGACCUCCCUCAGACAGCCAGUCUUCAUAAAAGCAAAAGUUCCUUCUCCCCACCCCCAGCCCCAGCCAAUAGAACUCGGAAAAUCUGGGCCAUUUUAGGGUUCCCAUUUUUUCCUUAUUUGUGCCAACGUCCAAGUUGCAGAUCUCCCCUUUUUUCCUGUAUUGUAACAUAUUAGAAGGAUAAGUUGGGAUUGCCAGUUGGAACUUUCUGUUUGGGCCGCCCUGGGGUAACAACCCUGCCCUGAACGCCAUGAAUUCAAAGGCUCUUCUUCUCUUAGGACUCAUGCUGCGCUCAUCCUAGCAAGACUUAAAGAUGGGCCCUCCUAAUCAAAUUCUUCUCAGAGUGGAACUUUCUACCCGGAAGCCUUCCUGUAGGCUACCUGUGAGUUACAUUAAUUACUGCCAAUCAGUGGAAUUCUUAAGAGAAGAGAUAAGCUUCAUGUACAUUCGUCACCUCCCUUUCUUCCCCAUCCUGCCUUGCUACCCCAGUCCCAGCCUUUCUAUAUACCAUCUCGAAGGGUCUUUUGAGCCCUAACACUUGUCUAGCAAAUGGAGAGCCUAAUUUACCAAAAUGAAACUUGUAAAUUUUUGUGUCCUUGUAUGUAAGUUUACUUUCUAUGGAGGAAAGAUUCUAGAUAAUGACAGAUGAAGAUUAUGAAAUGUAUUUUACUCCUGUGAUUAGGUUGUGCGCACAUGGGUCAGAACUCACAUGCGGGGCCAGAGGGCUCCGCCUCGGACGGCCAACUUUCAGUUGUUCAGGUUCACUAGUCAAGGUUGAGUUAUUAGAACUACUUGUACUUGGUAACAAAAAUCAUUUUCUCUCUUUUUUUUUCUUCUGUUGUUGUGGAAAAAGUGUGCAUUUGUUAUUAAGCAUUUGAUUUUCUGUGUCCUUAAGUACUGCCUAAAGAUAAAGCAAAUUUUAAACUGGCAAUUAUGAAAAAGAACUAUUUUAGCUCUGAAGAAUUUAGAUUUUGUUAGAUUAGGGAGGCCUUACAGACUGACUUGACUUAUAGAGGACGCGUCACUCACUGUCAGUGUGGUGUGGGCUUUAUUUGCUUAAAUACCUUCAUUUGUAUAGUAUGUCUCACUUGAAAUUGCUUUGUAUACAUUUUGUAAAAAUAUUUAUAAAAUGUUUUGUAAAAAAAAGUAUAACAAAUCGCAGUUUAUUUUGUUAUGUUGGAUAAAUACUGUUAAAAGAAACCAGUCAGUAACUAUAUUGUUAAUCCAUGGUUAGGAAAUGUUUAGUUGGAGAUUACGAAAUGAAACAACCAUUGCAAUACAGCCAAAGAUUUGGGAAAAUG
Suricata suricatta (meerkat) is the source of this 6935-nucleotide messenger RNA. It is a transcript of the gene BICRAL, whose product is annotated as BRD4 interacting chromatin remodeling complex associated protein like. Gene Ontology annotation, biological process: positive regulation of DNA-templated transcription. The coding region runs from base 599 to 3838 and encodes 1079 amino acids. Gene Ontology annotation, cellular component: SWI/SNF complex. The record is from RefSeq and is a predicted model, not a curated record. The transcript has 13 exons. NCBI's taxonomy places the organism in Eukaryota, Metazoa, Chordata, Mammalia, Carnivora, Herpestidae.